This is a messenger RNA of Cetraspora pellucida, 321 nucleotides long. Lineage: Eukaryota; Fungi; Glomeromycota; Glomeromycetes; Diversisporales; Gigasporaceae. The record is from the annotation of a GenBank genome assembly.
AUGCCAAAGAAAUCACAAUGUAAAAAUAUAGGUUCAUGUGCAAUAUAUAGCAAUGAUGACCUUAGAGAAAAGUUUUGCAAACUAACAUCAAAUCUUUUGCUUAAAGCUAUGCAAAGUCCUAUUGCUCCAAAUUUAAAGUACAGUUCUGAUGAUAAUACUUUACUUAAACAUAGUGAAAAAAUAAUAGUUGAACAAUCAGAAAUAGAAAAUGGCAUUUAUAGAGAUAUAAUUAGAUUAAAACUUGGAAGUGAUGGCUAUAAUGUAGGUUAUAAACAAAACCAUAUAAUGAUGUCAUUUUGUCUUUUAAAUGAGGGUAAUUAA